AACUAGUUUUUGUAUUGAGUUUCUGAAAUGGAAGGGGGCACAAGAAGGAAAGAUACGGAUCGGAUCAAAGGUCCAUGGAGCCCCGAGGAGGACGAACUGUUACAGAGACUGGUUCAACACCACGGGCCUCGGAACUGGUCUCUGAUCAGCAAGUCCGUACCCGGAAGAUCCGGGAAGUCGUGCCGGUUACGGUGGUGUAACCAGCUCUCGCCGGAGGUCGAGCACCGGACGUUUAGUCCCGAAGAAGACGACAUCAUUUUGAGAGCUCAGGCCAAGUUCGGGAACAAGUGGGCCACCAUCGCCCGGCUCCUGUCGGGUCGGACCGACAACGCCAUCAAGAACCACUGGAACUCCACGCUCAAGAGGAAGUGCUCGUCGAUGAGUGCUGACGAUGACCAUGUUCCGAAUCGGCAAGGUCUGAAGAGAUCCGUCAGUGACGGGUCGGGUGUUCCGGUUCCGGACUUCAGUCCGAAUAGUCCUUCCGGAUCCGAUACCAGUGACUCGAGCUUCCAUGUCAUGUCUUCGUCUUAUGUUUAUAGACCUGUCGCCGGACAACUCGAAACGGCGUCGUCUGCUUACGAUCCUCCUACUUCUCUGAGUCUCUCACUUCCUGGAGUUGACUCGUGCGGUGACUUAAAUCGAGGUGCCGAGUCAACUCAGUCAACGAAUCCGAUUCAGCUGAUGCCGGCGGCGGCGCCGAUGCAAGAGGUUCCGGUGAAUCGGCAGAGUGGGAAAUUUGAUUUUGUUUCUCCGGUGGUGGUGGAACGAGGGAGUGGAGAGUUCGGGGGAGUGUUGUCGUCGCCGCCGUUUGGGGCGGAGUUGAUGGCGGUGAUGCAAGAAAUGAUAAGGAAGGAGGUGAGGAGUUACAUGGUGGGGGUUGAACAAAGAGGUAGUGGUGGUGGUGAAGAUGGAUUUAGGGUUGGAAACGGUUCGAUGAAGCGAAUGGGAGUGAGUAAGAUACAGUAGUGAGUCUAGUGAGUGAGUGGAGUGAGUUUGGGAUGAGAAAGAAACGAUCUUUGUUGCUAUCUCUCUCAUGGUAGAAAAUGGUUUUUGUCCAUGUACAGGUAAGACUCAGAAUGAGGUAAAGAGUGAGAGAAUGAGAGAUGAAGAAUGGAAAUAUCAAAAGGCUCUUGUUUUAUCA
Molecule: messenger RNA, 1141 nt
Organism: Cornus florida
Lineage: Eukaryota; Viridiplantae; Streptophyta; Magnoliopsida; Cornales; Cornaceae
Product: transcription factor MYB73
Exons: 1
Coding region: 28-966 (312 amino acids)
Biological process (GO): regulation of DNA-templated transcription
Cellular component (GO): nucleus
Molecular function (GO): DNA-binding transcription factor activity, RNA polymerase II-specific; RNA polymerase II cis-regulatory region sequence-specific DNA binding
Source: RefSeq, a predicted model, not a curated record